AUGCGCUUUUCACUUGUUUUGAUUUCUCUCCUAGCGUGUGCGUACGCUCAGCAAGGCGAUGGAGAGGGGAAUGAAGGGGGCGGAGACAGCGGUGGAGAAAGCAGCAGUGAUAUUGAUAGUGGUAGCAGCACCGACACUCUCAGCAGCACCACUCUCAUCGAUAAACCAUCAACGACAUACACUGCAACUGCCACAUCGAUAGCAGUCACCAGCGCAUCCUCAUCUAUACCCACUCAAACCUAUGUCCCACUUCCCCAACCAGACAAAAACAUAGACGAAAACCCUGACGAAAGCCCCGAAGAGCUGCCUGAAAUGCCGCUGACGAUCAAGAUUACACCCGCAUUCGGCGUCCUCGGCGCGAUACUAAUUAUCUCUGCCAUUCCCCUGGCUGUUCUAGGCAGCACCUCACGCUGGACAGGUGUCUGUAUCCCUGUCUCGUACGGCUCGAUGAUCGCCCUCAUGUGCAUCCUCCUAUCGACCGUGGUAAUGCCCAAACUGCAUUCGAACAAUCCCGAAAGGGCAACUGAGGCGUUGGAGGGGGAGAUACUGGUAGGGUGUGCCAUACUGGGUAUCAUAACCGCCGUUGCCAGCUGGUGGUUCCAGCGAUAUGUCGCGUAUGCUGUCUGUGGUUUCGGCGGUAUAGCGUUAGCGUGGUGGAUACAAUGCAUGCGUGACGGUGGCACCAUACACUCAAUGGCGGGCAAAUGGAUCUUCUACAUCGGGUUAGGGACUGUCGCCGUAGUUGCGUCGUUCCAUCCGCGCAUCAUGAAGCACUUGCUCCGCUUCUCCACCUCGUUGAUCGGCUCGUCGGCAUUUAUACUGGGUAUCGACUGCUUCGUGAAGAGCGGACUGAAGGAGUUCUACGUGUACAACCUGGGGUACAACACGCUCUAUCCGCCAAUAAAGAAAGGAGAGAAUUUCCCGCUAACCCAGACGGAAAUCAUUCUCCUCGCCGUCGCUGCUGCCAUUACCCUCCUCACACUCGCUCUGCAGUACCGCCUCGCUAUCCUCGCAGGCCGCAAGGCCAAGAUGGGGCGCGAUGAGGAGGCUGCGCGCGAGAUGGGGCUCGAUCCUCACGACGCAGACGUCGACUCACUCGAGAUGAAGAGAAACAGAAGGAGAGAAGACGCUUUGGAUGCCUGGGAGAGUCAGAAUGGGAGCGGUGAUGGGGCUCGUAGGGGCGCUAUUGCCGCAGCGAAGCAGGCUGUCAGCGGUGUUUUCAACAAGGCGUCUACACCAGUCAACCUCACCUUGAACGCUAGUAACGAUCAAGAUUGGAAAGAGAAGGGCGCGCCAGGUGCCAACGGCUACAGGUACAGUAGCAGUAUGGAGAAAGGAAGCUACGCGGGUAGCAACAGUGUCAGUCCGCAGCCCAACGGAGAGCGAGAGAGAGGGGAGCGGGAGCGGGAGCGGGAGCAUGAGCAUGACGAGCGUCUCUCUCCACCCCCACCUGCAGUCCCACCCGCUCCUACAUCUCCACCGCCGCUUCUCCCCCCGCUGUCGGCGUUCGGAGAAAGCGCCGGUAAACCCACCGAAGGUGGCAGGGAUGAAGAGGACAAGACGGAGAAAAGCACACCUCCACCCGACCUCCCUCCACCCCUCGAACAGAGCGGACCGCUCCCGUCACUCGAUGUGGGAUUCGGAUCGGAGAUGCGCACAGAACUCGGUCUGCCGGAGCCCGAUCCCGCUGAAGUGAAGGCGGAGGCGAAGGCGGCAGCCGAGCCAGUUCUCCCACCUCGCCCGAGCAACAACAUCAGCAACAGUAACAAUCACAGCACCAAGAGACCUCGAGCACCAUCCGCACCAGCACUCAAGACAUUCCAGUCGAUGGAUAAAACGGAGGCGGAUCUUAAAGACAAGGAGGCACUGCUGAGCGAUAUCGCCAACAUUCGCAGAUCGAUUGAUCAGCUGCGCAGCAGAAGCAUCGACGAGCUGCGCGAGGGAGACCGAGCUGGAGACGCUGGAGAUGCUGGGAAAAGAUCUUUGUCUGAGUUGCCCAUGCGGAGGAAUAGCAAAAGAGCUAAGAGUCAGAGCACACAGUCGUUUGUGAAGCGACCACCUGCUGAUGAAGACGACGAACGCGAUGAAAGAAAUGAAGGAAUUGUCAAACAGACUGAAUGGGAGCAGUACGUGCGCUCGAGACAGGUAUUUGCACCACCAGCGGGUGUCAGCAGGCCUAUCAAUCAAGAAGCGAAGGAUGUUGGUGUGGAAGUGAGUCCGGCGGUGGCUGCAGCUGUUGAGAAGAGGAAGCAUAGUCGAGAUUUCAAUGGUGGAGAUCGAUACAACUACAACCAAAACCAUCGCUACAGUCCGGUUGCCUCAUUUUCACCGGAGGAAUGGGAGAACGUGUCGCCAAAGCAAGUCUUUGACGAUGAUUUACAGACACCAGCACGCUCUUGGACUCAUUCGCAGACGCCCGAAAUGUCUCAUUCACGCUCACAUUCACACUCAAACCCAAAUUCAGCACCGGGAUCGCGGAAAAAUAGCAUACCGUUCAGCUACGAAAUAGGCAGAGCGACGCCGACAAUGGCAGCGCGUCGUCCGUCGGCUUCUCCAUCUGCUAGUCAGGCCUACCCGAAUGAAAACGUUCUUGGAAACAUGUCGCACACGCGCACAUCGCCUUUCAACGGCUUGUCUAAAUUCGACAGCAGCGAUUAUGGAGGUUACAACAACCGGAACCGGAGCAGGAGCAUGACGGUGGAGGAGUUACAGGCUAGACAUAGAGCACACCUGUCGCGGUUGCAGUCUCCGAUCAACGAGAAGUUCCAACAUGAUAUGAGGGGCGGAGGAAACGGUUAG
Molecule: messenger RNA, 2799 nt
Organism: Wallemia ichthyophaga EXF-994
Lineage: Eukaryota; Fungi; Basidiomycota; Wallemiomycetes; Wallemiales; Wallemiaceae
Exons: 3
Coding region: 1-2799 (932 amino acids)
Source: RefSeq, a predicted model, not a curated record